UCUACCGGCCACGUCGCCCCGUGUUCGCCAUAUUUCUCGGAGGAAUGCGCUGGAAAAGUGUUGGAAAUCGGUUCAAGCAAAUUGCAGCCGUCUGGUAUUCGUAAUAGCGGAUAAAAACGUCGUCUUGAUUUGUGUUCAAGUCGGGGAACAUUUCAGAAGCUACAAUGAAUAUCUUUAGGCUGGCCGGAGAUCUGUCUCACUUAGCGGCAAUCAUCAUUCUGCUGCUCAAAAUCUGGAAAACCCGCUCCUGCGCAGGUAUCUCUGGGAAAAGCCAGAUCCUCUUUGCGCUGGUUUUCACAACACGUUAUCUGGAUCUGAUCACCUCCUUUAUUUCUCUCUACAACACCUGCAUGAAGGUCAUCUACGUUGGAUGCGCCUAUGCCACUGUGUACCUAAUCUAUGUGAAAUUCAAGGCUACUUAUGAUGGAAAUCAUGACACCUUUAGAGUGGAGUUUCUGGUAGUUCCUGUUGGAGGCCUGGCCUUUUUGGUCAAUCAUGACUUCUCUCCUUUGGAGAUCCUGUGGACAUUCUCCAUCUACCUUGAGUCAGUGGCCAUCCUGCCUCAGCUCUUCCUGAUCAGUAAGACUGGAGAGGCUGAGACCAUCACCACCCACUAUCUGUUCUGCCUGGGGGUCUACCGUGCCCUCUAUCUCUUCAACUGGAUCUGGAGGUUCUACUUUGAGGGCUUCUUUGACAUGAUCGCUAUUGUAGCUGGGGUGGUCCAGACCAUCUUGUAUUGUGACUUCUUCUACCUUUAUGUUACAAAAGUGCUGAAAGGAAAGAAGCUGAGCUUGCCAGCAUAAUUGCCAAAGAAAAGCAGACCUGUGUCACCAUUCAGACUCGUGUGGGGGGCACGGGCCAGCAAUGCCACAGCAAGAGGCCGAAGACAGAACGAGCAUGUGAAGCUGCUGCUGUUUGUGAAAUGUCAUCAGGAUGUAAAUCAACAGCACAAUGACUGCAAUGAGGACUUCUCUUGGAUUUGGCAAUGGAAUUAUUUUGUUUUCAGCAUCUUGCAAUACCUUUAGUGCUGUUAAUAAAAAAAAAAAAAAAAAAAAAAAAACACCUACUUUUCUAUGUGACGUUCCAUAAGCUUAAGUUAGAUUAGCCAGAUUAAAUACACCCUUUAACUCUUAUUUGUGGUCUCAAGGUUUCUAGGCAUAUUGAAUCAGGUAAAGUUUGUUCAACAUAAAUGACAAAUUCCUAUCCACAGAAAUAUUUUAACCCAUCUCAUUCUUUCCUAAAACAUGAAAUUGCUUUAGAUUCCAAUAGCCUUUCAAAGUACAUAAACUUGCACAAACGCCUUAUAUUCAUUUGAACAGCAUUAUGGACAGUAUAUAAUCUGAAAUGUUUCCUUGUAAAUGCGUCAACUUUUGUGUGAAAAUGUUUUGUACUGCCAAAUCAUUCAGCACUGAUAAGUUUUAUUCCUUAUGUAUUGGCUCCAAAUUACUAUGGAUUGUAUAUCUCUGUUAAGGCUGUAGUUACUCAGCAGUACAAAACACAGGACAAGAUGGUAGUAUCCUGCAACUAAGUAUUUGUUCUUUAGAUGCAGUAAUUCAUCAACAAAAGUACAUGGAAUUUAACGUGAUGUGCAAAUCAUCAAACAAGAUCUUGUGUGUUUAUAGAUUUCAUAGGAUUUGCAGAUCACUUGUUUAUUUUUGACACUCAUUUAUAUUCAGUAUGCUUGAUGUCCCCCUUCAUGAGUCAUUCCGCUAGGGAUUUCAUUUGAGUUUUUAUGUUAUCACCUCAAAUAAAAAAAAAAAUAAAUAAAAUGAA
Molecule: messenger RNA, 1773 nt
Organism: Neoarius graeffei (lesser salmon catfish)
Lineage: Eukaryota; Metazoa; Chordata; Actinopteri; Siluriformes; Ariidae
Gene: kdelr2a
Product: KDEL endoplasmic reticulum protein retention receptor 2a
Exons: 5
Coding region: 165-803 (212 amino acids)
Biological process (GO): endoplasmic reticulum to Golgi vesicle-mediated transport; protein retention in ER lumen
Cellular component (GO): membrane; endoplasmic reticulum; cis-Golgi network
Molecular function (GO): ER lumen protein retrieval receptor activity
Source: RefSeq, a predicted model, not a curated record